AUGGCUGCCCUUCAAGUCGCUGCUGGCGACUUCUCCAAGACAUGCUCCGGCACGUCCUACUUCUCCACCACCGUCAGCUCGAACUGCGAUGACAGCGAGGAGGGAGACUCUUACUCGACCGACCUGGAUAUGACCAAGUGCCUGGCCAAUGUCGGAGGCAAGAUUGUCUGCCGUCCUGCCAACCCUUCGUUUAAGUUCUGCGACUGCGGUCUUGCAGGCGACAAGAAGGUCCUGAACUGCCGCUGCACUGACUCCACUGGCACGAAGAGACCCUCCUCCCUGAACCUUGACACGUGCUUGAGCAACAUUAAUGGAGACCUCAAGUGCUAA
Molecule: messenger RNA, 330 nt
Organism: Colletotrichum phormii
Lineage: Eukaryota; Fungi; Ascomycota; Sordariomycetes; Glomerellales; Glomerellaceae
Product: Cyanovirin-N
Exons: 4
Coding region: 1-330 (109 amino acids)
Source: RefSeq, a predicted model, not a curated record